Messenger RNA from Cuscuta campestris, 475 nucleotides. NCBI's taxonomy places the organism in Eukaryota, Viridiplantae, Streptophyta, Magnoliopsida, Solanales, Convolvulaceae. The record is from the annotation of a GenBank genome assembly.
CGGAAUAUAAAAUUAAAAGGACAAAGUAGAAUUUAGAAAUAAACGCCGACCGAUCGGAUAUAUAUGUCGAAGAACAAGCGGGACAUAAAGUACGCCACCGCGCAGGCAAGGCUGUCGGAGGACGAUGCCGUUCGAGUCGGCUACAUAGGCGGCCAGCCGCUCGAAGGCGGCAAGAUCGCCGACUCGCAGCCCGUGGAGCUCUUCUCCAGUGCUCACAACGUCGAGAAACAGUGCCGCCGAGAAUCCGGCGAGGAUGGACGCCGUCCGGAAGCUUUGCCGUCGUCGGAUAAUAAGGGGGGCCAUCAGGCUGAUGACGAUCAAGAACGUAACGGCGGCCACAAGAUCAGUUGAUAUAAUCGUUGAGAAUAUAUAUAUUAACUCGGUGUACCGGAAGUGAUGAGAUAGAUUGUAUCUGCUUUUAAUUUGGGGUUUUACGGUCUAGUUUCACUUUUCAUAAUCAAAUAAGAUGAUAUUG